Microtus ochrogaster (prairie vole) is the source of this 2396-nucleotide messenger RNA. It is a transcript of the gene Lhcgr, whose product is annotated as luteinizing hormone/choriogonadotropin receptor. The record is from RefSeq and is a predicted model, not a curated record. Gene Ontology annotation, molecular function: luteinizing hormone receptor activity; G protein-coupled peptide receptor activity. Gene Ontology annotation, biological process: activation of adenylate cyclase activity; hormone-mediated signaling pathway; male gonad development. NCBI's taxonomy places the organism in Eukaryota, Metazoa, Chordata, Mammalia, Rodentia, Cricetidae. Gene Ontology annotation, cellular component: plasma membrane.
CACACUCAGCUGGCGGGCCAUGGGGCAACGCGCCCUAGCGCUGAGACUGCUGCAGGCACUGGCGAUUCUGAUGCUAAAGCCAUCACCGCUGCAGCCCCGGCAGCUGCCAGGGUCGCGCUGCCCCGAGCCCUGCGACUGCGCCCCUGACGGUGCCCUGCGCUGCCCCGGCCCUCGCGAAGGCCUCACCAGACUAUCACUCACCUAUCUCCUUGUCAAAGUGAUCCCAUCUCAGGCUUUCAAGGGACUUAAUGAGGUUGUAAAAAUUGAAAUCUCACAGAGGGAUUCCGUGGUAAGGAUAGAAGCUAUUCCCUUUGAAAACCUCCCCAAUUUGUCUGAAAUACUGAUCCAGAACACCAAAAACCUCGUAUACAUUGAACCCGGUGCUUUUACAAAUCUCCCUCGGUUAAAAUACCUGAGCAUCUGUAACACGGGCAUCCGAACCCUCCCGGAUGUUACGAAGAUCUCCUCCUCCGAAUUUAAUUUCAUUCUGGAGAUCUGCGAUAACUUACACAUAACCACCAUACCGGGGAACGCUUUCCAAGGGAUGAGUAACGAGUCCAUCACACUCAAACUGUAUGGAAAUGGAUUUGAAGAAGUACAAAGCCAUGCAUUCAAUGGGACGACGCUAAUCUCGCUGGAACUGAAAGAGAACAUACACCUGGAGAAGAUACACAGCGGAGCCUUCCAGGGAGCCACAGGGCCCAGCAUCCUGGAUAUUUCUUCCACCAAAUUACAGGCCCUGCCUAGCGACGGGCUGGAGUCCAUUCAGACCCUCAUCGCCAUGUCAUCCUACUCCCUGAGAACUCUGCCCCCCAGAGAGAAGUUCACCAGCCUGCUGGUGGCCACUCUGACCUACCCCAGCCACUGCUGCGCUUUCAGGAACUGGCCAAAGAAAAAACAGAAUUUUUCAUUUUCCACUUUUGAAAACUUUUCCAAACAAUGUGAAAGCACAGCCAGGAAACCGAAUAAUGAAACGCUCUAUUACACCGUUUUUGAGGAGAGUGAAUUGAGUGGCUGGGAUUACGAUUAUGGCUUCUGCUCACCCAAGACACUCCAAUGUGCUCCAGAACCAGACGCUUUUAAUCCCUGUGAAGAUAUCAUGGGCUACGCCUUCCUUCGGGUCCUGAUUUGGCUGAUUAAUAUCCUAGCCAUCGUUGGCAACUUGACAGUCCUCUUUGUUCUCCUGACCAGCCCCUACAAACUGACGGUGCCCCGUUUUCUCAUGUGUAAUCUCUCCUUUGCAGACUUCUGCAUGGGGCUCUAUCUGCUGCUCAUUGCUUCAGUGGACUCCCAGACCAAAGGCCAGUACUAUAACCACGCCAUAGACUGGCAGACCGGCAGCGGCUGCAGUGCAGCUGGCUUCUUCACUGUGUUUGCCAGCGAGCUCUCGGUCUACACACUCACAGUCAUCACUCUAGAGCGGUGGCACACCAUCACCUAUGCUGUGCAGCUGGACCAAAAGCUGCGGCUGAGACAUGCCGUCCCAAUCAUGCUGGGAGGCUGGCUCUUUUCUAGUCUGAUUGCCAUGUUGCCCCUUGUGGGUGUCAGCAAUUACAUGAAGGUCAGCAUCUGCCUCCCCAUGGAUGUGGAAUCCACUCUCUCACAAGUCUACAUAUUAUCCAUCUUGAUCCUCAAUGUGGUGGCCUUCCUCAUUAUCUGUGCUUGCUACAUUCGGAUUUACUUUGCAGUUCAAAAUCCAGAGCUGGUGGCUACUAACAAGGAUACUAAGAUUGCUAAGAAGAUGGCCAUUCUCAUCUUCACAGACUUCACGUGUGUGGCACCAAUCUCUUUCUUUGCCAUCUCAGCGGCCUUCAAAGUGCCUCUUAUCACUGUCACCAACUCGAAAGUUUUACUGGUCCUUUUUUAUCCUGUCAAUUCUUGCGCCAAUCCAUUUCUGUAUGCAAUUUUCACAAAGGCAUUUCAAAGAGAUUUCUUUCUGCUGCUGAGCAAAUUUGGCUGCUGUAGACACCGGGCUGAACUUUACAGAAGGAAGGAAUUCUCUGCCUAUACCUCCAACUGCAAAAACGGCUUCCCAGGAUCAAGUAAGACUUUCGAGGCUGCUCUGAAGUUGUCCACAGUGCACUGUCAACAUCCUGCUGUCCUAGACAAGACUUGCCACCAAGAAUGCUAAUGUGGUAACUUCAUUACUGAAUUGUACUUAGAUAUGGGGAAGAGAAAAGUCUACCUGAGCUAGUCACUUUCAUAUAAUGCGUUUUAGAAAAAUAUUUAUUCUUAAGCACUUUAGGAGAAUUGUACUUGGUUCAGAAGGUGGCCCGUGACAGGUGGUCAAUGGAACUGGGCAGUCAGAACUGCCCUCUGGAACUUGAUGACAUUAAUUUCAGGAGUGUUCAGGAACUUUUGUAACAAUUUAGACAAGAGUAAUUUUGUUUGUUGAA